Molecule: messenger RNA, 735 nt
Organism: Penicillium mononematosum
Lineage: Eukaryota; Fungi; Ascomycota; Eurotiomycetes; Eurotiales; Aspergillaceae
Exons: 1
Coding region: 1-735 (244 amino acids)
Source: RefSeq, a predicted model, not a curated record
AUGAACACAUCCGAUGUCAAUAACCCAACUACAGAGCCGCGUUGGUCUGAGCUCUUUGCCACGAUCGAAGCCAAAUUCGAAGCCUCGAAUAUCGCCAGUGAAAAGUGGUAUCUGACAACGUUAAGUGCAAUUACGACGACGCCAGAAUUACACCUUUGCGGCCAGCUAUACCUGUACCUGAUAAGCCAACAUGCAUAUUCGACCACCACUGCACGCUCAGAGCUGAUUCGACGUAUGCGCGAGACGUUAUUUAAGGACAUUGCUCUUGUGGGACUCCCAAAACCCGCAGAGGCACUGCUCAGCCUCAGCAAAUUCAUGUCCGAGGAAGAUGCGGAAUGUUCCUUCACCCGAGAAGGCUGGCAAUGCGACGAGGCAAAUCAUGCGCGGGGGAUGGAUUGGUUAAAAUCAAUAUAUGCGGAUAAUACUGCCGCGCUGUUUGGGUUAUUCAAAGAUCAUCCAGACUUUGGCUUUUGGGUUGCUGAUAUCACCUAUGGGUUACUGUUGUCGGACCGCCAGGUUUUGGAUGACGUGGAUACAGAGAUGGUAGUCUUACCCGCUGUCAUGGGUCAAGACAUGCCACGGAUGACCUACUGGCAUAUCCGAGGAACAAGGCGGUUGGGGAUCUCCAAGGAAGAUGUGCAAAUGGUCAUGGAAUGUGUGCAUCUAGUAGUCGAAGCUUGCGGUGUGACAUUGAAGCAAGUACCCUGUGUGGAUGACGUCGAUAAAGAUUUGUAG